This is a messenger RNA of Amaranthus tricolor (Joseph's coat), 2493 nucleotides long. Its product is annotated as transcription factor PIF1-like. Gene Ontology annotation, cellular component: nucleus. The transcript has 7 exons. Lineage: Eukaryota; Viridiplantae; Streptophyta; Magnoliopsida; Caryophyllales; Amaranthaceae. Gene Ontology annotation, molecular function: protein dimerization activity. The record is from RefSeq and is a predicted model, not a curated record. Bases 542 to 2026 code for a protein of 494 amino acids.
CAAAACAUUCCCAAUUGUUAGUUGUAAGAGAGACACUAAAAACAUAGACAAAGAAAAGCCUUAUCUUCUUCUUCCCCUCUCCCCCACCCACCGCUUAAAUUGCCCACAUAACUAAUUACACUAAUUUAUUCCUUCCCAUUACUCACCACUCACCCCUAAAAAUAUCCAUGGCUCCCAUUUCCAAUGGGAAACUAUCCCAAUUCUAAUUAGCUUAUCUCACCUUUCAUUUACUCCAUCAAAUCUUCUAAGUCGGCUUACAUUUUAUUUUUUUUGUAUUUUUUUUUAUUAAUUUUUUUUUUACUAUUAGUAUUUAAACCCAUUUCAUAUCUGUUCCCAUUUUCAUGGUACUUUUGUACUCUUUUCUUCUAGUACUUUCUCAAAAUCCUACUUAAAUUACUAUUAUUAGAUAGAUUCCUAUUCCCUUUGUAUUUUUCUACCUUACUCUGUUUUCUGAUCACUUGCAGAACUGCAGUCUUCAUAAUUUCUGUAUACUAUUACCCAGCUUUAUAAACUAUAACAUCAUAUUUCUUGAUUCUUAAAAAUGAACCAUUAUGUUCCAGAUUUCGAUAUGGAAGACGAUCAUCAUCUCAUUUCUAACUCUUCUAAUAUUACUCGUCAUAAGGCAGAAGAUGAAAUAAUGGAAUUAUUAUGGCAAGAUGGACAAGUAAUAGCACAACCACAAAACCAACGAAAAUCACCUCAAAUAACAGCGCCACCUCUUGCAGCGCCGCAACCACCACCACCUCAACAGCAGCAACAUCUUUACAUGGCCGAAGAUGAGAUGGCGACAUGGCUUCACUACCCUUUAGAAGAUCUUUACAGUGAAUUACUAUGUGAAAACCCAACAUCUCCUCUUCCUCCGCCGGAGCUAAGGCCAUCAAGAACAGAACCUUCGCUACAAACACCCUCAACAACCACUAAUUUUCAGUUGUUCUCCAGAAUGCGAGGAGGGAACAAUCUAGAAAGAUCAUCAAGUCUAAGGCCGGGAUCAACAGUUGUAGAGUCGAAUACAACACCGGCUUUAGCUACCAUGAGAAGUGUUGGAGAAGUUUCAUCUGCUUUACCGUUAGCGCACGGUGGAGAGAGGUUGGAGAAGGCUGGUAGUAGCGGUGGGUUGACGGUGUCGUCGUCAUCGGGGUAUAGUGGUGGUCCGGCGAAUACGAGGACGGUGAAUACGGAGGAAGGUGGUGGUGAGGGAGUGAUCAAUUGUGAGGCUGAGAAUAGAAAGAAAAAACGUAAAGAAUCAACUCCUCCUCCUUCCACAACCGCCGGUCAGGAUUUAGAGCAGCAUGAAGCUGAUGAUGAUGAAAAGAAACAUUCUGGAGGGCACUCCACAAAGAGAUCUCGCGCUGCGGAAGUUCAUAAUCUUUCAGAGAGGAGACGUCGAGAUAGGAUAAACGAAAGGAUGAAGGCAUUGCAAGAGCUCAUUCCUCGCUGUAACAAGUCGGAUAAGGCUUCGAUGCUUGACGAGGCGAUCGAGUACUUGAAGUCACUUCAAAUGCAAGUUCAGAUGAUGUCAAUGGGAUGUGGAAUGGUUCCAAUGAUGUACCCUGGAAUGCAGCAACAAUACAUGGCGCCAAUGGGAAUGGGUAUGGAUAUGGGAAUGACUCGGCCUGUGAUGCAAUUUCCAUCUACUGUGCCGGGUUCCAACUUGCCAGCUGCUCCAGCAGGGGCUCAAUUCGGACCCAGAUAUACUCUCCCACCUGUUAAUGUGGCUUCUGUACCCAUGCCCAGUUUCCCUGGAAACCAAACCAACAACCAAGGAGUAGACGUGCGUAGAGGAACGUUUCCUAUUCAGAGGCCUGCUAUGGCACAACUUCCUAACAUGACUGACCCAUAUCACCAAUACAUGGCAGUGCACCAAAUGCAGAUGAUGCAGAUGCAGAUGCAAAUGCAGCAGAUGCAAGCCGUGCAGAACCAAUCAAUGUCCCAACCUGGUUCAAGUAAGCCGAGCACGAGCAAAAGUGAACCCAAAACGGGGCUGAGCACAAGCACAAGCAAAAGCGAAGCCAAAGACGAUCAGUGAGGAGAGGUCUACAACUUGAACCAUAUAUAGGAAGCCUGCAAGUAACUGGGUUUUUGUAUAUUGCUGUCCUGGAGUACUUGUGGGUCAAUCUUCUGGUACUGCAGGUUAAAAAUUUUGGUUAGGUUAAUGGAAAGCUAUUGCCUGCCGAAGUUUUGUAACAUGAGCCACUGAUGAGAAACACGAAACUAACCCGUGAAAUGAGUAUCUCCGUCACUUGAUGUAAAUGUUUAUAAGCUAGAGAUUUAUUUUCGUGUUGGUUAGCUUGUGACGUGGUUUGGAGUGCAACAGAAUGCAGUGGUUUUUGCAAUUGGUAGAGAAAAUAAUAAUGAAUUUUCUACUGAUUGUGUUGCACCAUGCCAAACAGGUAACAACAGGAUUAGGGAUAGAAUUAUUAGAUACAACAGAAAGUAUGGAAUAUGCAUAAUUUAUGAACUGCUUUUGACAAUGAAAAUUUACAUUCCCUCCGA